UUAAAGCUUUAUGAAAUUAUAAAAGCACACAUCCCAAAAACCCAUGAUGCUAUUAUUUAUGGUAAAAAAUGUGGACAAUCAGGUCGCACUAUUGCUAAAAAUGUGGGAUGUAGUAAAACAGCUGUUUAUAAUACACUUAAAUGCUUUCGUCAAACUGGUUCUUCCACACCAAAAAAACAAACUGGCCGCCCACCACUCCUUAAUAUACCAUCUCAACAAGAGCUUAAAGCUUUUGUUCAAGAAAAUGUUGGACUUAGUGCUCGUAUUCCUCGUCACAAACCUGCAAUGACAGAAGCACAUUGUCAAAUUCGUCUUGAAUGG
This is a messenger RNA of Funneliformis geosporum, 321 nucleotides long. NCBI's taxonomy places the organism in Eukaryota, Fungi, Glomeromycota, Glomeromycetes, Glomerales, Glomeraceae. The record is from the annotation of a GenBank genome assembly.